AUGUAAACAUUAUAGAAUAGAUUCUAAUACCUUGAAAAAGAUUUGUUAGGUCGUGGCUCAUUUGGUAGAGUUUACAAAGGGAAAGACACUAAAAGUGGAGAAGCUGUAGCUAUAAAAAUUAUGGAUAUGACUUUGUUUGAUGAUUAGUUUAUGAUUGAUGCUUUGCAUAAGGAAAUAGAAAUCAUGAAAUAACUUUAACAUCCAAAUAUUGUCAAACUUAUUGAAACAUUUGGUGAUGCAAAAUAGACAGUAUUGAUUAUUGAACUUUGCGAUGGUGGUGACUUAAGACACUUUCUGAGUAGACAUGGAGGAAUGCUUGAAGAGGCAUUAGCUUAAUCAGUGAUGCAAUAAUUGAUGCUUGGAUUCUAGGAGAUGAUAAAAGGGGGGUAUAUCCAUAGAGACAUCAAGCCAGAGAAUUCCCUUAUUCACAAGAAUGUUCAUAAGGUUGCUGACUUCGGAUUUGCUACCAAAGCUGAUAUUACAGGGAGACAACUAAUAAGAGAUUGUGUUGGAACUCCAAUUUACAUGGCACCCUAACUCCUUCAAAAUACUGCAUACACUGCAAAAUGUGACAUUUGGUCUAUUGGAGUGAUGGCUUAUGAGAUGCUCUAUGGUAGAUAGCCUUGGCCUUGCAGAGAUAUCAACUCAUAUCUGUUAAAUAUUAAAUCUUCUCCAUUAAAGUUCCCAAUUGAAAAAAAAGUUUCAGAAUAAUUCAAAGAUUUCAUAAAAAAGUGUUUAACUGUUGAUGAGAAUUAAAGAGUGGGUUGGAAUGAGGUUUUCAAACAUGAAGUGCUUAAGAUUUCAUAAGAAGAUAGAAAAUAUGAUAACUUCUAAGUCGAUGAAGUUUCCAAACAAAUCUUAGCCAAUAUCUAAAAGAUUAUCUAAGCUAAGAACUUAAAUGUUGAGUAACAAUUCAAGACAUUUGAUUAAGAUAAAGGUGGAUAUUUAGAUUUAAAUGAAUUUAAUAAUUUUAUUCAAGCGUUAGACCCAAGAGUAACAAACAAAGAGUCGGAACAUUUAUUUAAAUUGGUAGACAAAAGUGGUGAUCAAAAAGUAAGCAUUGAUGAGUUUAAAAAAUUGUUUUGUGAUUAUGAUUACUCUAAUUUGAAGGAUAUCGCUGAGAGACUUAUUGUUGAUCUAAAAGAAAUUAUCAAAGCUAAUAAUUUGAAAAUUGAGGAUAUUUUCAAGAAUUUUGAUAAAGAUAAACAAGGUGAUUUAGAUUUUGAUGAAUUCACUAAAUUGUGUCAUAUUGUUGCUCCAGCAUUGAAAAAUGAAGAGAUUUAAGUAGUAUUCACAAAAUUUGAUAAAAAUAAUGAUAAAAAAAUCAGCUUUGAGGAAUUCAAGAGAGAACUCUCAUAUGGAACUGACCAAGAUUCAUAAUUUAACCCAGCUAAAGAAAAAGCAAAUAAAAUACUUUCAGAAUUAGUGAGAAUUGUAAAAUAAAAUAAUUUAAAGGUUGAAUAAAUCUUCCAAAACUUUGAUAAAAAUAAGAAUUAAAAGCUAGAACUGGGUGAAUUUUAACAAUUAUGUAAAGUGAUGGAUAAUUCAUCAACACUUGAGGAAUCAAGUCUUGUUUUUAAGCUUGUUGACAAAAAUUAAGACAAUUUAGUAGACUUUUAAGAAUUUUCUGCAUUAUUCAAAUGA
Messenger RNA from Paramecium tetraurelia, 1644 nucleotides. RefSeq lists its product as uncharacterized. Gene Ontology annotation, molecular function: protein serine/threonine kinase activity; calcium ion binding; ATP binding. The record is from RefSeq and is a predicted model, not a curated record. Gene Ontology annotation, cellular component: cytoplasm; autophagosome. Lineage: Eukaryota; Ciliophora; Oligohymenophorea; Peniculida; Parameciidae. The transcript has 5 exons. Gene Ontology annotation, biological process: protein autophosphorylation; peptidyl-serine phosphorylation; autophagosome organization.